AUGGAAGGGCAGGUGGAUGUGGUCUGCUGUAAAUCAGUAGGAACUGAUCUGUCCAUGCUGGAUAUUGAGGAUUUCAUCACAGAAAUCUGUCGGCUGAAGAAAGAGGUGGCUUCACUGGAGGCAAAGCUGAGAGAAAGAGGAGACAAACUGAACAGAGAGGAUGUAGAGGAGGUGCGUGUGACUGAUUGGACAGAAGCUCAGGAUCAUGAAUCCUCUGAUAAAACCUCUGACUGUAACACUGGAGAACAGCAGAUGCUGCAGACGCCGCUGAAGAUGUGCUCCGUCAAACUGGUGGACUGCAGGAACCUGAUCGAGAGCAGAGGAGAAGAAACCACCGCAGAGGAAGAACAGAGCCAUAAUAAUAAAGAAGAGCAGGAUGAUUAUUGGAUUGAUGAUGAUAAAGAUAAUGGGAAUGAUGAUGAGAAUGAUGGUGAUGAUGGGACAGAAGCUCAGGAUUCAGUCUGGAGCGUCAGAGAUCAGAGAUCCAGAGACACACAGGACUCAGAUCUCAGCCUCACUUUACUCUGUUAUACUGAUGCUCAGGAUCAUGAAUCCACUGAUCAAACCUCUGACUGUAACGCUGGAGAACAGCAGAUGCUGCAGACGCCGCUGAAGAUGUGCUCCGUCAAACUGGUGGACUGCAGGAACCUGAUCGAGAGCAGAGGAGAAGAAACCACCGCAGAGAAAGAACAACAACACACUGAUGAGGAAGAGCAGGAUGAUGAAGAUGAGGAUAAUGAUGAUGAUGAUGAAGAUCAGAGUGAUGACGAUCGGAAUAAGGAUGAUAAAGAUCGGAAUAAGGAUGAUAAAGAUCGGAAUAAGGAUGAUGAGGAUCGGAAUAAGGAUGAAGAUCAGAAUGAGGAGGAUGAAGGUCAGAAUAAGGAUGAUGAGGAUCAGAGUAAGAAUGAUGAAGAUCAGAGUGAUGAUGAUAAUCAAAAUAAGGAUGAUGAAGAUCAGAAUGAUGAUGAUGACUUUGUUCCUUCAGAUGACAAUGCUGGUUCAUCUUCUGAUGAAGAAGCAGCCUCCACUUCCAAAGAGCGAUGGACAGUGAAGGACUGUGGAAAGACAUUCAGCAAACAGGGUCAUUUAGUGAGACAUAAGAAAAAACACACAGAACAGAAAGAAUUCACUUGCAAGAGAUGCAACAUCAGUUUUUCUACCUUCAAAGAGAAGAAACGUCAUUCAAAAAAGCACGAAGUGAAGAAGGAGUUUCGCUGCGAACAGUGUGGGAAGGACUUUUUCACCACUACUUAUAAUAUGAAAGUUCAUAUGAAAACACACGAGGAAAAGUCUUUCCAGUGCAACGAAUGUAACAAGUUUUUCCGCAGCAUUAGUAAUCUUUCUAUUCAUAAGAGGAUCCACACGGGUGAAAGGCCCUACAAGUGCCCUCAAUGCGAGAAGAGCUUCAGCCAGAGAACGCAUCUGAAGAACCAUCUACUCAUCCACACCAAUGAGAGACCGCAUCAUUGCCCUCACUGCGAGAAGAGCUACAACCUCAGAUCAGAUCUAAAGAAGCAUAUACUGAAGCACAGCAAUGAGAGGCCACAAAACCAUUUACUUACGCACAGCAAUGAGAGACCGCAUCAGUGCCCUCACUGCGAGAAGAACUUCAGUCUCAGAUCAGCUCUGGAAAAACAUCUACUCACGCACAGCAAUGAGAGGCCAUACCAGUGCAGUGAAUGUGGAAAAACCUAUAAAAACUCAACUUCUCUAAAGGCACAUCAAAAAAUACACUCUGACAAACCGUAUCAGUGUUCACACUGUGAGAAACGUUUCCAUCAUUCGACUCACUGAAAAACCCAUUAGCGGAUUCACACCGGAGAGAAACCGUACCUGUGCUCCGACUGCGGGAAGAGCUUUGCUAGUUCAUUUUCGUACAGGAUUCAUCGGAGAGUUCACACGGGAGAAAGACCGUAUCACUGUAGUGAUUGUGGGAAGAGUUUUUAUAAGCCAAGUGACUUAAAAAUACACCGGAGGACUCAUACAGGAGAAAAACCUUUUAAAUGCUCACAUUGUGACAAGACUUUUGCUCGAGCAAGUGCCAAGAAUGUCCAUGAGCGACAUCAUACAGGAGAGAAACCUUACCGCUGCUCCAUCUGCGGAGAAAGAUUCGCUUUUUUAUGGGGAUUUCAGACCCACAAGAAGAAACACGCUGCCCCAGAAUCAUAGUGAAGGAGUAGAAUCCUGGAGACACUGCAACCUUCAUACUAUAUAUAUUUGUUUCUUCUUGAAUAAUUAUUAAUCAAAGAUGCAUUAAUCCAUGUUAGAAAAUAAGUUGAAUAUGACUUUAGUCUGCCUUUCUACUCUCUAACAAGCUGCUCUCAUUGUGUGUCUGUAGUGAACCAUAUUUGAUUAAGAAUCAGGGCAGAGCCCGGCAACCUUGACGUACAGGUAAGUGUUCUCUGCGUAUGUUCGAGUGUUUGUCUUUGCAGCGAGACAGUCCUAAAGAGUAAACCAUCAUUUGCCAUCACCCUAAUGUCCAGGGUAUCCGAUAUAUGUCUCUGGAGAGACCUCUGAUCACUUGUCAUCAAAAUAGUCACUAGAAGAUAUGCUUCAAGUUUUACGUCCAUGUGCGAAGUUUAUCUAUGUUUCAGCCAACCAGAAUCUUACUUGGUUAUAUAUUGAUGUAAUUACUGACCUCUGUUAGAGUAUAAUUACUGGUGUUUCGAGCAUGUAAGCAGAGCAACCUACGAACUCCAUCGCGAGUAUUGUAGCCGACUUCUGCUGAUUAAACGGUGAACUGUUUUCUUUAAUUGAUUGUGUCUCUGACUCCUGAUCUUCCUUCAGCACACCUGGUCCCUUGUGUUUUAACUGUAAAUUCCUCUAGAAAAGCUUCAUAAUUAAUCAGUAAUUAGUUUUAAGUCGUGUUACUGGACCAUUAUUUUAUGGUUGUAAAAAAUCAGUGUAAUUGUGUAAUUUAACUGCGGUGUAAUGCAAUUAAAGAUGCAAGUUUGUUACUGUU
Molecule: messenger RNA, 2962 nt
Organism: Cyprinus carpio (common carp)
Lineage: Eukaryota; Metazoa; Chordata; Actinopteri; Cypriniformes; Cyprinidae
Biological process (GO): regulation of transcription by RNA polymerase II
Molecular function (GO): RNA polymerase II cis-regulatory region sequence-specific DNA binding; DNA-binding transcription factor activity
Source: RefSeq, a predicted model, not a curated record